AUGUCUGUUCCUCCGGAGAUCAUCAAGAAAAUUGAGGACGGCUACCAGACUCUUCAGAAUGCAAAAGACUGCCACUCUUUGCUGAAGAAAUACCUGACAAAGGAAGUUGUCGACCAACUCAAGGACAAGAAAACCAAGUUGGGAGCCACACUGUGGGACGUCAUUCAGUCUGGAGUUGCCAACUUGGAUUCUGGUGUUGGUGUCUAUGCUCCUGAUGCUGAGGCCUACACCCUGUUCAAGCCACUUUUUGAUCCCCUGAUCCAAGACUACCACAAUGGAUUCUCCCCCAGCCAGAAGCAACCAGCCACUGAUCUCGGAGAGGGAAAGACCGCUCAACUCGUCGACCUUGAUCCCGAGGGAAAAUACAUCAACUCUACUCGUGUCAGAUGUGGCCGUUCGCUUCAGGGAUAUCCAUUCAACCCUUGCCUUACCGAGGCCAACUAUCUUGAGAUGGAAGCAAAAGUGAAGAAGAUCUUCGAGAACAUCUCUGACCCAGAACUUCAAGGCACUUACUAUCCUCUUGAUGGUAUGACAAAGGAAGUCCAGAACCAACUCAUCAAGGAUCACUUCCUCUUCAAAGAGGGUGACAGAUUCCUCCAAGCAGCCAAUGCUUGCCGCUACUGGCCCAAGGGACGUGGAAUCUUCCACAACAAGAACAAGACAUUCCUCGUCUGGGCUAAUGAGGAGGAUCACCUUCGCAUCAUUUCCAUGCAGAAUGGUGGAAACGUUGGCCAGGUAUUGGAACGCUUGAUCAAGGGAGUGAAGAUCAUCCAGGCUCAGGCUCCAUUCUCCCGUGACGAUCGUCUCGGCUGGCUCACCUUCUGCCCAUCCAACCUAGGAACCACAGUCCGUGCAUCUGUACACAUUCGUUUGCCGAAGAUCUCUGCUAAGCCCGACUUCAAGAAGAUCUGUGAUGACCUCAAGCUCCAGAUUCGUGGUAUUCACGGUGAACAUUCCGAUUCUGAAGGUGGAGUUUAUGACAUUUCAAACAAAGCCCGUCUUGGUCUGACAGAAUUCGAAGCAGUCAAGCAGAUGUACGACGGAGUGAAGCACCUCAUUGAACUGGAGAAGAAGGCUUGA
Messenger RNA from Haemonchus placei, 1080 nucleotides. Lineage: Eukaryota; Metazoa; Nematoda; Chromadorea; Rhabditida; Trichostrongylidae. The record is from the annotation of a GenBank genome assembly.